GACGAGGAUGGACGGGGCCGCGGUGGUGGCGCCGCCGGCCGGCGCGAGGGUGGAGGGCCGGUGGUUGAGGGCGGGGUGGCGUGGGCGUGGGUGUCCACGGGAAGUACCGAGGGAGGCGGCGUCUGGACUCAUCUGAAUGGAGGAGCGGAGAGUCAAUUUGUCAACAUCAGGCCUUCAUUUAUCAUUAGCGGUGAUUCAACCGCCUCGGUCGGCCGCGCACCACUCACCUCGACUUAGGCGGCCUGGCAACCUGCGGAUUCUUGUGGAAACUGCUGGAAACCUCGCCGUUAUAGACUGGAAAGUUCUCCAAGCUGCGGCGUGAGUGCAGGUGGCGGCUGGAGGUGGUGAGGGAGGCAUGGGUGAUGAGUUUGGAGGGAAGGGACUCGGCCCCUCCCCCUCGCCUCUAGCCCGAGAGGGACUGCUGCGGAAUUCUCUGUUGACCUUCAUCGUUGUUGACAGAGGCUGGAGGUGGUGGGCAGGCCGUCAGUGUGCCUGUGACCCGCCGCCCACCACCACGGCAGUUAGUGUGUGUACUGGUGACGGAGGCGCGGCGUGUUGUGUGGGCGUGGAGCAGGGCCGCCGCGUUGCGGGCGUCGCGGGCUGGGUGGGCGGCAGUGCGUGGAAGGAAGCAGGAAGAGCAGCAGCAGUGUCGGCGGGCGCUCCAUCGCGCACACUCUUGGCCGCCAUUCACGCGCACGCCGCACUGACACGCACUGCGCUCACCUGGCUGCGUGCACGCCGCCGCCGGUGCCUCCCGAUAGCGGACCCGAGGCCUUCCCGGGGCAGGCAGGACCCUCCCGCCGAGUCUGGCCGCCUGGACCUGAGGAACACUCUAGCGUGAACCGUGGAAAAAUACACCGAGACUGACCUGCCAUAAAGUUAACUCCUAAGUCACGCCUUGCUUGUUAAAUAAUUAGACGAGGCGGAACGAGCAGUCUUGGCUCUCCGUCGUGGUCGUGCAGCGGAAAACUAUCGGUGAGCGAGUGGCACCGCGCAGCCGGCGAUCAGUGGUGGGUGUGAUCCAGCCAAAGUGAAGUGGAGUAGUGUGCACGUCGGCGUGGUGGAUCGAAGUGGACCAAGUGGAGGAGAGGCGGCCCCUCACGUGAACUGUUUUGGCGGGGCCAGCGGAACGGUGGAGCGCGGGGCAGAGGAACGGCAACAGGUGGUGGGCGCAGACGGCGAGGCUUCCACCGGCCCCGGGCUUGGUGCGGAGAAGGAUAAGGCGGACGCGGGAGGCGCGGCUGUGGAGGGAGGGGCCGCCGGGGGCCUCGGAACAAGCGAGUGGUGCCGAGACGCCGGGGAGUUGGAUGUGGUGGCGGCACACUUCCGGGGCAUGCUCAACCUCACCGACGAGGUGACCGACGACUGGGCCUUCCUCAAAGACUUCCUGGGCCUCAAGCCGCCCCACAUCCGGGACUCGGAGACGGGGGAGCUGACCACGCUCCGCCCGCACGCCCAGAGCACCCUCGCCGCGCCCACGGUCCAGGUGGUGCCGCAGCUCACGCCGCCCUCCCCCUCCCCCAGUGUGCGGCCUCCCCAGGGCCUGCUACCCUCGCCGCUGCCCGUCGCCUCCCCCGUGCCGCCCGCCAGCACGCCCCUGCCUUCCAUCUCCACACUAGUGCGCUACACACCCGCCUCGUCCCCGUGUGUCAGCAGCGUCGGCUCGGAGAGUCUGUCCGGCCCGGCGCCGCACCUCGCGCCGCCGCUCACGCCGGAGGACGGCCGCCGCAGUCUCGACACGCUCCCCGACCCGCACCAGUUUUCUGACAGCGACUCGUGCUGCGUCGUCCCGUCGGAGGGCAGCGCCUUCCGCUCCGUCGCUCCCUCCCCCGGCGACCUCCAGGACGUCAAGCCCUCGCCCUCCCUGCUGCGGGACCUGCUGGUGCUCGGCAAGCCGCCCAGGUCACAACAUGACCAGGUGAGAUGGCAGUCCUGUCCAGAGGCUGUGCAAGAAGAUCACCAGGGUCGGCUGGGCAGCCUGGUCCGGGGCGGGGAGAUGGAGCGGUGGCAGGAGGUGGUGCAGUACCUAGGGCUGCCCAACCCCCACCACACCCAGGCCCCGCACACGCCCAUGGCCGCCCACGGAACCUCGCCCACCCACUCCCACGGGCAUGGGCCACCUCUCCACCACCCCCAUGCCCUCUACCCGUCCCAUGAGACCUCGCCCCCCACCCCUGCUGCGCCUGUGCCCAGGGGUGUGCUCCUCAACAACGCCACCCUCCCACCGCCCAUGCCCGACCCCAUGACCCACAACAUCACCUACACCAACAGCAUGGGAGCCUCCAGCCACUUGGUGACCAGCAGCAUGAACCUGACCAACAGUUCAGAGCUGGCCGGCAGUGACCACAGUCAGUACAAGAUGGAGGCCACCACCACCCUGCCCUCUGAGAUGAUGUAUUACCAGAACAGCAGUCUUGAUGGCUUUGAGAUGAAUGACACCACCGACAGACUCAUUUCCGAUGCUCUCUCGGUGGAGAACACUACCACAGAAAUGAACCAAACCACUGAUGGGCUUCUAUCUUCCAUCCUCAACGAUGAAGCCUUGGGCAUGAUGGAGAUGGCACUGAAUGACUCUGGGUGUGCGCUACCUCAGCUGGGUUGUGAGGAAGGCGUCGACGUCUCCAGUGACUCCGCAGUGUCUUCCCUUAGUCCUGACGAGCCCUGGGGCUCGCUCGACCACACUACACAGCCCCCAGAUGGUGGUAGUCGGAACCAAAGUGGCGACUACAAUGCAGGGAGUUAUCGCUACGCCCCCGAGGACCCGCACCGCAUGCCUCCGAUACCCCUCAAGAAGCAGCAUAUGUUUGGACGAGGUGGAGCAACAGGGAGCCUAGGUGGUGGGAGCAGCAGUGGAGUUGGUAAUGUGGGUGGAUAUGGGAGCCACUACCCCCCGCCGCCCAGCAUACCAGCCAUGGAGGGAGCCACAGCCCUCGACCCGGCAGAGAUGAAGUAUUCCUGCACCAUGGACUUCCGUUCUCAAGAAGUGUCUGGAUCAGCUGUGGAGCAUGUCCAACACAACCACACCUACCACAUGUCCCCUGAGGGUCCAUCAGGCCUGUCACGACCAACUUCAAGAGACAAGCAAAAGAAUCGGAAAAAUGAGAGUGAGCGUACCUUAACACGUGAUGAGAAAAGAGCUCGGUCCAUGAACCUUCCUAUCACCUGUGAGGACAUCAUCAACUUGCCAAUGGACGAGUUCAAUGAGCGCAUCUCCAAAUAUGAUUUGACGGAAGCACAGCUCUCGCUCAUCAGAGACAUACGCCGCCGCGGCAAAAAUAAGGUUGCUGCCCAGAACUGCCGGAAGCGUAAGCUUGAUCAGAUUCUACAUUUGGCUGAUGAAGUGAAAGCUAUCCAAACCCGCAAAAAUGACCUCUACAACGAAUAUGAAUACCUGAACUCUGAGCGGAACCGCAUAAAGCACAAAUUUUCUUUGCUGUAUCGACACAUAUUCCAGAGUCUACGGGACCCUGAUGGAAACCCAUAUUCACCUCAUGAAUACUCACUGCAACAGUCAGCAGAUGGCAGCAUCCUUCUGGUACCUCGUUCCUCAGCAGGUCACUCAGUGGAUCCAAAUUCCAGUAAUAAGCCAAGAGGCAAGGAUGAGCCAAAGCAGUGAACUCCCUCUGCCUUGGUAGACGACAUACCAUAGUAGCAUUUUCCCCAUAACUCUGCACUUCUGUACCUCAGUAGAAUCUUGAGUCUUUAGUACCACUCCUAGACAAACAGAAUAAUUUGCCAAGGAUUAUUAAUUUGCUGUGCUUAUACAUGUACAUCAAUAUGGCAAAUAGAUUUUUAUAAAAUAUGUCAGGAGGUGAUUUUCAAUGUUUUGAUGUAUGCUGUGCAGAGGGUCUUCUGUCUUGUGAGUUAUAGCUGAUUAAAUAACCAAGUUUAAGUUUAUGCCUUCGAAGUGCAUUGCUAACAAACUUGUAUCAAACCUAUAACAAACUUGAUGGACUACUUAUUAGUUAUGUCCCCCCAGUUUACAAAGGCUGUGAUGACAACUCAUGAGUGAAGCACUUUAUGUAUAGACCACGUAUGAUAGUUUUGGAUGUUUUACAUCACUAUCUUCAUAUCCAGUUGGUACCAAUGUAUAAUUUAAUAUAAAAAUUCUGUUAUUCUUGAUACCUCCACAAGAAAUGAGUUACCCUCAGUUAUUUAAGUCAUGGCAGGGAAGCGCUCUGCCAGUUCUUGGAGUGGGAUUUGAAAUUUCAUGCCAGUCCCUAAUGAAUAGGAAGAAAAUGAUUCUAAGGAAUCAUCCCAAUUUAAUGAUCUCACUUAUUUUUUUACAAAAUUAUUUAAAUUUCUAACCUCUCAGUAAUGCUUAGGGCUGCUUUUCUUUUCAGUUAAGUAGUAAGGCUUUUCAUAGCUUGAAUUAUGACCAAUGUUCAGGCUAAUGUCUUGUAAGUCAUGUAAUUUUUCUCAGGUAAAAAAGACACUUUCCAAGUUACAUUCAUUAAAGUGAAUUUGACCUGUUUCACUACAUUCAACAGCCUAUUAAGAUACAAACCCCUUAAUCUGUUGUGUACAUGAUUUAUAAUCAUUCUGUAGAAUCAAAUACAGAGGUUCUGCACCCACCAUUUUGCUUGAAAAGCAGAUGAGGUAAAUAUAAAGUAAGUACAAGAAUAUUAUUUAAAGCAAAUAUUUUAUGAGGUUUAGGACAAUGCUUGUGUGUAUUUGGACUGACUAUGUGUUUGUAUGAAGUUCACUAUUCAAAACAAUAUUGUAUAAUUUUCUUAUGAUUAAGUUACAGACUUUAUAUUAUAAACUUUAUGGUAGCAUGCCUUUCUGCCUUCUGGAAAGGGGGAUGUACUGUACCGUUCCAUUACCAUAAAGCUUUUUUACUAUGUAUAUGUAUACAUGAGUAUGUACAUGUACCAAGAAGAGUGCAAAUACUAAUCUAAGAGAGGAUGCACUGUUCUGCAACUACAGGUCUAGGCUGCUUGGUUAUCUGGUGCCACCAUGUAACCGUAAUACCUCCUAACAGAUAACUGCCUGAAAACGUAGUCACUUACUGUAGCUUUUAUUGUCAGAUUUUUUUAUAUUUUUUAUUGAUCCCAUGUGGCCUUGCAGCAUCCUCUAGACAUAGAUGCAGGCAAUUUCUGUUAAUGAAAUUUCUUUUAAAAUUCAGUUACGUAUGUCAAUUAUAAAGAUGCCUUUUCUAAAGAUUGUACGUAAAUUAUCAUGUAUAUUUACAUGCUUAAAGGUGGAUUUUUAUAUACGCCUAAAUGUUUGGGAUGAAAUGCUCUAACUGACCCAAACGUAUUGAAUGAAUAGUUAUAUAUUCACAUAGUUAAUAUUAAUUUUCCAUUUGAUGAACAUGCAUAAGUUUUGCAGUUUGCAAAUGAGUUAGGGGAGACUCUCCCCACUUACUGAGCUAUCUGCAGUUAACAUACUGUGUGAUACUGUGAUAAAAACUCAUUCAUUCAGGUGAGCCCAAAUGGGUAGUCUAGUGUAUGUCUGUUGAAGCUCCUAGAACCAGAGAACAAAGACCUACCAGUUAUUUUAUUUGCAUAAUUUGUGUCAUAUCCAUUGCAAGUUAAACCAGAAAUCCAAACUCUAAAACUUGUUUUAAGUUCCAUUAUAUUUUAAACUAAUGAUUGAUUCUGCCUGACAGUUUCAUUAUAUUGGAAGAAAUUUUGCCACAAACACACAAAGCUUUCAUUCCAGUGCUAAUUAAGCAUACUUGGCAAAUGCUGUGUUGACAUAAUAGUGGUUCCCAAAUGUUCAUGGUAUUUUCUUUAUUUUAACUAUAAUUUAUUAACUUAAACAUGUGUAAUUGGAGUCACUGUCAUGGCUUUAAGCAAAGGCAAAUAUGUCAAAACUUAAAAAUAUCCCUUUUUGAAAGCCCAUUUACUAUGGCUGCUAUCACUAAGUAAUGCUUUGUGAUCCAAAGUCAGGAUUUAUUAGCUGCUAACAAUUCUUGUUUUUUUAUUAUGAAUGGGAUUUUGUCAUAGGAUGGGCAUACAUAUAUACAUGUUAGUCUAAGAGUGUUUGUACAUGUAUAUAUGCUAUGCUUACACACAUUCACCAAAGUGUAUAUACAGAUCCUGCUAUAUAUACACACAUGAAAAGUGUUUCAGUAUAGAUCAGGAUGCAUAUGUAUAUAUCCCCACCACAUUCAUUUGAUCUAUGCAUUUUCACUGUCUUAACUGACACACAUUUUAUCAUGUCCCAAGAAGCUAGGAAGGGUAUUAUUUUAUAUUAUUGGGAGACCAGCACAAACACACCACCUGUUAGUCCAUUAUGGUGACAAACUUGACAGUGCUCACACAUUUCCUCCUGGUUGAAUGUUGUGUACAUAGAUUUUAACUUUUUAAUACAUUUAUUACACAAAGAUGAAUGGUAUCUGAUGUUUACUGCCUGUCACUAUUCCCUAUACACUGUGGGCAUGGAACUGAAGAUGGAUGCUAUGGUGGGAAGAUUUUUGAGGAGUGAAUUGGUCAGUUUGGAACUUAGUUAUAUUACUUUCCUGGGGUAUCAAUGCAGUUUUGUGGGGGUGAUGACUUCAAACAAAACAAGCACUCUUUGUGCUUCACAAAGGUUUUCUAGUUAAUGAAAGUGUAGGGUGGUUCUUUUCUUUUUUCUUCUUUUUCCCAUGCCUUUUUGUUCUUCUUUUUCACAUGCCCGAGAAUAGGAAAGCACCAAAAUUCAUUAUCCAUGUAUUUACAGGAGAUUACUCUUUCAAAUAUUUUUAUAUCAGGUCAACAUAACAUGUAUUAUUGCACAGACUUAGCACAGGUUUCAGAUCUUAAGCAUUUGAUCAACCUCUAUCCAUUCCCCAAAUUAUCUUUGAUCUUCUAUUGGGCAGUAGACUGUCUCCAGUGAAAUGUAAGCCAGUGUUGUUAAUCCUUAAGAUUUGUCAAACAGACAGUAAUGGGUUCAGUGAAAGUUUUCAACUGUUGCUUAGUUUAUGAUUUUGUGAGGCCAGUGUUUGCCACUGGUAUGUUCAUUGUACACGCAAGGUUAACUGGUUAUUGGUGGAGUAUGUGGAUGCAGGAGUGAGGCACUAAUAAGGCAGAACCUAAGAAAAAUUACACUCAUAUAAGAAUUCCAAUAUACAUACUAAUAAAUCUUUAAGUUAAAUGACAUAAUGCCAAUUCUGUUAGUGGUUAAGGCUUUACAUUAACUAUUUGCCUCCUUGAUGUUGGAAACUAAGGACAAGAAAACUUGUGUUAUGAAUCCAACCAGGAUAAGGUAUGCUCAUUACUGUAACCCAAUACAUCAAAUUUCUUGAGCUGUAAAUAAGGUCCACUGCAUUUUAUUCUUCAUGUACUGUGUAUCAACUGUUAUUAGAGAGGGCCACUCCUUGAGACAGCCAUUCAGUGGGCCAGAAACUGAGCUGCUUCUGCCUUGGUCUCACCUCUUUCAAGAUGUAAAUAUUAUUUUCCACCUUGACCAUGGAUUAAAAAUGUUUUAUUUGUUGAAAUGUUUGAAUGAUAGCUGAAGGUGAAGACUAAAUAAGAAAACUGCAAGAGCUUGUAUUUUUAUGUAUGAUAUGGAAAGUGUUUUUAAUAAAACAUAAGUAGA
Molecule: messenger RNA, 7527 nt
Organism: Eriocheir sinensis (Chinese mitten crab)
Lineage: Eukaryota; Metazoa; Arthropoda; Malacostraca; Decapoda; Varunidae
Gene: cnc
Product: segmentation protein cap'n'collar-like
Exons: 14
Coding region: 1334-3616 (760 amino acids)
Biological process (GO): regulation of transcription by RNA polymerase II
Cellular component (GO): nucleus
Molecular function (GO): RNA polymerase II cis-regulatory region sequence-specific DNA binding; DNA-binding transcription factor activity, RNA polymerase II-specific
Source: RefSeq, a predicted model, not a curated record